AUGCCCAUCUGGGAACAUGAUCCCCUCAAGCCCAAGCUGGACAUUCUCAGGGUAACUUCCUGUCCCCCUUCCUCUGCCACUCAGGCCUCGAGGCUUAAGGGGGCCAGCGUGGGCACACCUGGGUGUGUGGAGGAAAGCGACGUGUCGGAAGACCUGGCAGAGAUGAAGGGCCAUGGUGCUAAAGCAGCCAGGGUUAAGAUAACUGAACCCGGGGAGUGCGGAGCAAGCCACGUGUGGAAGCUUCCCCGUACAGAGCCGAGAGAGAAAAGCCCGGGCGGGGUAAGCGGGAGGGAACAGGAUGAGCGCGCAUGCUCAGUGUCCCCAGUCUUCGGCCUCUCGCCCCGCCCCUUCCACGUGCGUCGGCCGCGCCUGCGCAGUGCCCCCCCGGCCCGCCGGCAGUGCUUGCCCUCGAGUCGCCUCGGGAGCUUCGGGGUCCGCGGGCGGCGGGCGGAACGAGCCCCGGUGUUCGGUGAGGGCCGGCAGGGAGGGCCGGCACGAGGCUGCGGCGGCGCCCCCCCUACCCCGCCCAUCCCCUUCCCGCGGAGCGCCGGCGCCGCCAUGGGCCUGCAUUCCAACCUGUCGGUGCGAGCGGACUGCAUUGCAGCUGUGGCACUGGCUGCUGGGACUGCUGUGGUGGGCUAUCUAGCUUACAAAAGGUUUUUGGUGAAAGAAAAACGCUACAGGUCCAUGGUCAACCUCACCAUCCAGAAAGACAACCCCAAGGUUGUCCACGCAUUUGACAUGGAAGACUUAGGAGAGAAAGCUGUGUACUGCCGCUGCUGGAGGUCCAAGAAGUUCCCAUUCUGUGAUGGUGCCCACACAAAGCACAAUGAAGAGACCGGUGACAACGUGGGACCACUGAUCAUCAAGAAAAAAGAGGCAUAAUCGAUGGACAGUGUAGACUGAUUUAUCCUAAUGUUGCUGAUUGUUUUACAAGGAAUUAGAUUACUUCUGUCCAAUUUCCUUUCCCCGGGUUCUCAGUGUGGUCUCUCUUGUAAGCUAAGGCUUUCAUCUCUGUGCCCUCUGCCUUACUACUUGUCCAAACGCCGUGGAUACGCUCACUAUAAAGAAUCUUCCUGUCCUGUGGGUUGUUCUUCUGUCUUGUAGGGAUUGUGUUCAUUGGUUUCUUCAAAUUUCAAAUAAUGGCAGGAUAUCCUUGGAUCUGUAUGUUGAUGUUAAUAUAUUAAAUUAUUUUCAAAAUCAUGUAUAUGCAAAUUGUAAUUGCAUGCCACAAGCAGAUUCAUCACAAAGCCCCUUCCAAAAAGAGGACAGUUUCUUUGUUUAAAACUAUGAAGGCCUGGGGGCAGCUAGGUGGUACAGUGGAUAAAGCACCAGCCCUGGAGUCAGGAGUACCUGAGUUCAAAUCAAGGCCUCAGACACUUGACACAUACUAGCUGUGUGACCCCGGGCAAGUCACUUAACCCCCAUUGCCCUGCAAAACAAAACUAAACAAAACAAAAACCUAUGAAGGCCUGACCUGGCUGGUUGAGAAUUUGGCUUUUCAUUUAGCACACAAUAGAUGAGGAAAUAGGAUAUUUGAAAUGUAUUUGCAGAGUUUAUGAUCUAAAGGAAACCUCUAUUUUGGAGAGUUAAGUCAGUUAUAAAUUUUAUUAAUGUUUACACAUAAAUUUGACUGUCAUCAGGAAAUGGAGAGAUACAUUUGGAGGGGCUUUUGGGAGUGAUUUAGUUCAUGUUCUUGUUGUCUUCAUCUCUUACAAAUACUUCAAUUAUGUAUUUGGGAGACAAAAACCAAACCUGGAAAUGUUUAUCCAAGAGCCAUUAGAUGCAAAAUAGUUGAGCAAGCUUUACCCACAAUCCAAUGUUGAAAACUAGUCAGGGUGGGCAGAUGGACUAGAAAGGGAAGACAUUAUUUAGUCUUUAGUCUAACACACUUCCAUGUUGGAAAGAGUGGUUAGUGCAGAACAAUUGAAAGGUCCUUGCCACCAGCAAUGGGGGGAGCAGGCAUGGUUAGGGGGAGUUUGAUUUGCUUUCCUGUCGCUCAGUGACACCCACCCCAUUAGAACCCUCCUUUGUAAUACGCAGGUAGUCAGGUCAAACAAGUCAGUAAAUUUGCUGUGGGUGACAAUGUUUGCCUCAUCCCAUCCCUGUAGUCCACCCCUACUCUGCCAAGAGGUGGGAGGCAUGCUUCACAUGUGGCUAAUGUUAAGGAAAUUUAUUUGAAGAGGAAAAUAGGAAUUAAAUCAUAUUCUUCUAAA
Molecule: messenger RNA, 2216 nt
Organism: Dromiciops gliroides (monito del monte)
Lineage: Eukaryota; Metazoa; Chordata; Mammalia; Microbiotheria; Microbiotheriidae
Gene: CISD1
Product: CDGSH iron sulfur domain 1
Exons: 5
Coding region: 1-885 (294 amino acids)
Biological process (GO): regulation of autophagy
Cellular component (GO): intracellular membrane-bounded organelle; mitochondrial outer membrane
Molecular function (GO): 2 iron, 2 sulfur cluster binding
Source: RefSeq, a predicted model, not a curated record